This is a messenger RNA of Ochotona princeps (American pika), 4393 nucleotides long. RefSeq names its product homeobox A3 (gene HOXA3). Lineage: Eukaryota; Metazoa; Chordata; Mammalia; Lagomorpha; Ochotonidae. The transcript has 5 exons. Gene Ontology annotation, molecular function: DNA-binding transcription factor activity, RNA polymerase II-specific; RNA polymerase II cis-regulatory region sequence-specific DNA binding. The coding region runs from base 1967 to 3310 and encodes 447 amino acids. Gene Ontology annotation, cellular component: nucleus. The record is from RefSeq and is a predicted model, not a curated record. Gene Ontology annotation, biological process: regulation of transcription by RNA polymerase II.
CUUUUCCUAUCCUGGAAAAUACUGUGUAUUUGAGCUUUCUCUCUCUUUUUCCUGUCAUUUUUAUAGUCUUGGAGCUCUUGUGUAAGGCAGCGUCCUGACCCUAGCUGGGGGUGUUCCUGGGUAACUUUGUAGCAUGAUAUGUUGUGAGCUAGCUCUGUAUUGCUGGGAGGGGGUCUGCGCCCUUCGCAGUGAGCUACAUCUCUUGUGUGCUGUGUCCCGCUCCAGCCCCAGCCUGGGCUACACCCAGCCCAGCUGACCAUGUUUUAUGUCACAGAAAAAUAAAGAUGCUUGGUGACAAAUAAACCCAGUCUGCUUUAUCUGGUGGGUUCUAGGGUAGAGGUAGGUGGGUUUCAGGGGAGGUCAGUGGCUGUGUGUGCCCCCAAGGGAGUGGGAGAAACAAAAGUGGCCAGGAGGAUCCAUGCCUGGGUCCCGGGGUUAUGUGCCACUUCCUUGGGUGCCUGUUUGCUCGUUCACAGACUCUCAGAAUGGUGUCGACUUCUGCAUCCACUCCCUGUGCCCACAGUCGAGAACACGCGGGUGCCUGCCUUCGUAAUGUACAUGUGCCCCCUGGCAGAAUUUCUCUGAUUUUUGUGUGUGCUCAGACAUCGUCUAGAGCCCUUGAAAACAGUUUUCCAUUGACAUUCUAUGAACUUCCCUCCCAAAACAAAACAAAACAACAAAAACACUCCGUAAAUUCCAUGAGCAAAUUUCAAAUCUGGUCUUUUCUCUAACGCUGGUGGAGUGGGCUUUUAAAGCGGCAUUAGCCAGCGGGCGGUCACAGCCUCCGCAGGCGCCCUGAAACUGGCCCUAGGCCGGGGAAGAAGGGCUGGGGGCCUCCGCUGCAGCUCCUACCCCGCCUUUAAGCAAGGCGAGGGCGCCCCUGGGACCCGCACUGCGGCAGAGGUGUGCAGGGAGGGGCAGGGGCCGCAGACCCCGGCUGCGCAGCCUCUGCAGGGCAAAUGGGUGCGGGGAAGGGGCGAGGGAGGCAGGCAGAGCAUCCUGACCUGGUCCUGCAAGGGCCUCCAUUCCGGCUUCGGGAGUGGGCAGGGCUCCCCGUCUGGGGGGCUCUUUUCCCGAAAACCGCGCCCCAACGGGUCUCUCAAACCUGCGGCCCCGAGCCCGGGCUGCCUCGGCGGUAAGAUGGCGCCGGUGUAAGAGCUGCCUCCUCGUAGUGAUGGGGAAAGGGUCAUAAAUCCGUUGUUGUUUAUGAAAAUUUACAACUUUGCAAUACAACUUUAUGAGUUGUUCGGCCCUUCCAUUGGCCGCUGUCGGUCAUGUGGAUGGGAACCGUGAACAUGAACUUUUUUAUAAUUUCCCUUGCGAGAAUAGAGCCGCAUUCUUUUGCUCCGCUCCGUCCUGCCUGCUUCGGAGGAGAGCUCAGCCUUUGCCAGCCCGGCUCGGGUGCGCUUUGUCCGGCGAUGGCGAGCCAGGGGAAGCCCCGGCCAGGCCCGGCCCGGCUGCUUCUGCCGGAGGAGGUGGAGCGCUCCCGCUUCCCGGCGCCGCCGCGGCCGCUUCCCAACUCGCAACCUGGCUAAUUUCCUGCGUCCUCUGGCACCAGGAAAGGAGGAUGAUUCGUCUCCCGGGCGGUCGAGCGACAGCUGUCAGAGGGGCCAGGAACUCUUGGCAGCCGCCAUCUGAAGGCUACGUGUGCCCGCCUGGCUAUUCACAUUGUCAAUUUUAGGUCCAGAAGUGUCCAAACUACAAGUGCUCAAAAAAAAAAAAAAAAAACCCUCUGAAAGAUGGCUCCCUUCGAGUUAAGAGCGUCCGGACGCGGGGCGAGUCGAAUCCCGGAGCCAGUGCCUGGGGCCCCGGCCGAUUCCUGGUUGCGAUUUAAACUCCGUUGGAGGUCUGCGCGGGGCGGCCAUUGGCGGCGGAGUGUCACGUGACCGCGGGGGCGUGCCAAUGUGCGCCCUCACGGGUGUCCAGCCCCGGUCAGAGCGUGCGAUCAAGACCGUGAAACAACGCGAUGCAAAAGGCAACCUACUACGACAGCUCGGCGAUCUACGGUGGCUACCCUUACCAGGCAGCCAACGGGUUCGCUUAUAAUGCCAGUCAGCAGCCGUACCCGGCGUCCGCCGCUCUGGGCGCCGACGGCGGCGAGUACCACCGCCCCGCCUGCUCGCUCCAGUCGCCGGCCAGCGCCGGGGGCCACCCCAAGGCGCACGAGCUGAGCGAAGCGUGUCUGCGCACUCUGAGCGGCCCGCCCAGCCAGCCCCCAGGCCUGGGCGACCCGCCCCUGCCCCCACCGCCGCCCCAGGCCGCGCCCCCUGCCCCACAACCGCCUCAGCCCCCGCCUCAGCCCCCGGCUCCCACCCCUGCUGCCCCUCCGCCCCCUUCUUCCGUCUCCCCCCCUCAGAAUACCAGCAGCAACCCUGCCCCCGCCAGCGCAGCCAAGAGCCCCCUGCUCAACUCGCCCACCGUGGCCAAACAAAUCUUCCCUUGGAUGAAAGAGUCGAGACAAAACACAAAGCAGAAAACCAGCGGCUCCAGUUCAGGGGAGAGUUGCGCAGGUGACAAGAGCCCGCCUGGGCAGGCUUCAUCCAAGCGCGCGCGCACGGCCUACACGAGCGCGCAGCUGGUGGAGCUGGAAAAGGAGUUCCACUUCAACCGCUACCUGUGCCGGCCACGCCGUGUGGAGAUGGCCAACCUGCUGAACCUCACCGAGCGCCAGAUCAAGAUCUGGUUCCAGAACCGCCGCAUGAAGUACAAGAAAGAUCAGAAGGGCAAGGGCAUGCUCACUUCCUCUGGCGGCCAGUCCCCAAGUCGCAGCCCUGUGCCCCCUGGCGCGGGUGGCUACCUGAACUCUAUGCAUUCGCUGGUUAACAGCGUCCCAUAUGAGCCCCAGUCGCCUCCGCCCUUUUCCAAGCCCCCUCAAGGCGCCUAUGGGCUGCCCCCUGCCUCCUACCCCGCGCCCCUGCCCAGCUGCGCGCCCCCGCCCCCGCCCCCACAGAAGCGCUAUGCGGCUGCGACGGCGGGCACUGGUGCGGGAGGCACCCCCGACUACGACCCACACGCUCAUGGCCUGCAGGGCAACGGCAGCUAUGGGACCCCACACUUACAGGGAAGCCCCGUCUUCGUGGGGGGCAGCUAUGUGGAACCCAUGAGCAACUCCGGGCCGGCCCUCUUUGGCCUAACUCACCUACCCCACGCAGCCUCGGCCGCCAUGGACUAUGGGGGCGCCGGGCCGCUGGGCAGCGGCCAUCACCAUGGGCCGGGGCCAGGGGAGCCGCACCCCACCUACACGGACCUUACUGCCCACCAUCCUUCUCAGGGAAGAAUUCAGGAAGCGCCCAAGCUCACCCACCUGUGAUGGUGGGCUCGGGACUGCGCGCCAGGAGAGCCCCCUCCCCUUUCUUUGCGUGCUUUUUUUUAAAGCUAUUUUUAAAGCUUUUUUUUUUCUCUUCUUUCUCUCGCUCUUCUCUGCGCCCCCCUCCCCAAUCCCUUUCCCUGUUUUGUUUUCUUUGGUAACGCGUUUUUAUAGUUUAUGUGACGUAGCAAUCUUGGUUGCUGGAAUGGUUGUAUCAGUAGCGAUAUUUCUCUCUCCCUGCCCCUCGCUCGGCCGCUGGCCCUGCAUCCUCUACCUUCUCCACUCUUUGAUCAGAAACAGGGUAUAUGAACAAAUUUUCUAGUCGAGUUUUCAAUGUGAAUUUGUUCGUAACAUUAUGGCUCCCGAGGGGAAGCGAUUAUUAUUUUUUUAAUUUUUAAGGUGUUUUUUUUUUUUAAAUUGCACUUCUUGUAAAGAACGAGAAAAAAAAUCAAAGGCGCUUUGAGACAGGGGCUCCCUGUGCAAGGAUGACUAAGUGUACGUCUUUCCGUGUGUGUAUGCUGGUGAACAGUAAGAUUUAUUUAUAUUUUUUUUGCAAGCAUUGAAUAAUCUAAGUUUUAAAUAUUAUUUAUCCCCAUCCGUUCGUAUUUAUAUUAAAGAAAUUCUGUACCCUGAUUGUUCAGAAGGUUUCUUGGGCCUUUUGUUCAAUAGUGUAUUGGCGUACAUAGAAAUUUUUUUAUUUGAAAGGGAAAUAUAAUUCCUUUAUAAAAACGAUAAUGAUGCAAUAAAAACCAGAGAAGAUCCAGCUUUAGAAAAUAGUGAUUGAGAUUUGUAACAUCCGGCGAAACAAAAAAAUAAUCUGUACACGCGAAAAAUGCUAAUUUGUUUUGAGAGUUCUACAUUCCUUGCUGCUCACAUUCUGAGAAACAAAACAAAAAAAAUUAAAGUUUUUAUUCUGCGUAUUAUCUGUGUUCAGAAGGAGUUCUUUGGCUUUAGAGGGGGUCUCCAAGCCAGGUGGCGGAGUAGGCCGCAGCAGCCUGCGGCUCUCGCGUGGAGGCUUGGCCAUGCGCCGCGCCGCCAAGGCCGGCGGCUUCUGGUGAAAGGCGGCCGGGGCUCCUGGAGGAGGCG